Molecule: messenger RNA, 1080 nt
Organism: Suillus fuscotomentosus
Lineage: Eukaryota; Fungi; Basidiomycota; Agaricomycetes; Boletales; Suillaceae
Exons: 2
Coding region: 331-993 (220 amino acids)
Source: RefSeq, a predicted model, not a curated record
CCAAUCUUCGGGACUGUCUCUGAGUCUCAUCGUAUAAAACGUUUGGAGAGUAACGAUACUAGUAGCGUUCUUGAAGGGUACUUGUAAGCUGACAGGUUGCCUCUGGUUCACGUAAUACUUUACUCAUGCAUCGUCAUAGCCCAUGACAUACUAAGUACUAAUAAACGUGCAGCUUUGUAAACUCAUAAUUAAAUGCCAAAGGACUCGGUCAGCGCAACUGGCCCAUAUGAUUACAGCACGCUUUGGAACGCAGGACCUGGCAAAAGAUAUAUAAACUGAUGACAUUUAGAAUUGCAAAAUCCAGAAUUCAGUAACGCAACGCAUUGCAGCAUGUCCGAAGCGCUUUUCAAGUCCUUUGCUAUCGUCGGCGCAGGCCCUCACAUCGGGAUUCCUGUCGUGAAGGCAUUCCUGGCCAUUGGCACUCCAGUUCUCGUCAUCGCCCGACCGACCUCCAAAAACACCUCUGCACUCCCUAACGAUGACCCCAACCCGAAGGUUGUGCGCGCAGAUUAUACAUCUGCAUCUGAGGUUUCGGCAAUCCUUCGUGAAAACAAAAUGGACGUCCUCAUUUCUACCGUUACAUUUUUUUUCGAAGGCGUAGUUGUACAGGACGUUCUUGCGGACGCUGCAAAGGAGGCGGGUGUGAAGCUCUUUGCACCCAGCGAGUUCGGCGUAUCACCGCCAACGCCGGUCCGGCUCAUGAGAAGCUUUGUAUCAUACGGAAAUGAAAGCAACAUCUGUUCGAAUCCCUCGUCUAUCACAACAAUCGUAUCGUUUGUUAUCGCCCCGGCUGUGUAUGUAGGGGGUAGUCGGAGCCAGAGCCGGCGUGUAGAUGUUACGAGUAGCAGGCUCAGUCACAGUGGAGGGCCACUGACAGAUGACGAAGGCGUCUUGCAGCGUACAGUAGUUCAUGAUCAUCACCAUAUAACAUUAGCAUGUCCAUUGCUGCUCUUCAGGGCUACGGGUCUAUUUAGUCCAACAUAUACGUAUUAACUGGUGUAAUGUACUUGUUCUUCACAUGACAAAAAUAUCUACGUCUUGGCAUACAGAAAGGGAGCCUGACGUCACCUUCGCAAUGGC